CGCCCGAUGCACACUGCUCGCACACCAUUUGGCGACGCGGCGAGUCACUCGGCGAGGAUCCCGUAUACCGUCGCGGCACGGACAACGACGACUUCCUGAUCGCGCGUGUCGGCCAUCCGUCGAUGACAGUUCAGGCCCGGAACAGCCCGUGACUGAUCCAUACGUUCCGCGAUCAUACGUUCUCCAUGUCAUCGCGCGGAACCGGCGAACCGGUGACUGCUCACGGUGUGCGGUGACUACUUCUUUCCGCUCAUCGAUCGUCCACUCGCGCGGAACGUGUCAUCGUCAGCCUGUCGCGCGCAGACGACGCGUCGUGCGAUCCGCGGGAAACCAUGAUGGGGAUCAAGUGAUUGACCUGGGUGAGACACCGGUGAAACGGAAGAAACGGGAAAAGGGAAGAAGAGCGUCAGAAUAUCCUCCCCCUUCGAGAACAGUGCCACUCGCGGUCGCGAUCGCGGAGAGUGUCGAGCGUGUCCUGUGUCAUCGUCGGUGGUUCGACGUCGUUAUUCGAACGAAACGCGCAGUGAGACAACCGUCGUCGCGGUACGCAUCUCCGAUCGAACGACCGACAUCGCCGCGGGACUUCCUCCCCGGCACGGCAGGCGGUACACGGAGAAAACCCCCUCGCGCGCGAGGAGGACUCCGCGGCGGCUCCGAGGCGGCCGCACGCCUCAUCCAGCGCGCAGCUAAGCACCGGCUAAGAUUUUUCGCUCACUACCGAACUAUGCGUGGUGCGAGAUGGUGUGUUCUCUGACUAGCGGCAAGGCCUGCGCCGACAGCGGAGACCCGUGCCCGGACCCGCCAUCGCGCUCCACGCCGGAGGGCGGCGGACUCGAGAUCGCCGAGAACAUGUCGUCGUCGCUCAGCGACGCGCACCGACGCAACAAUAACCACCAUCUGGACCAGGGCGACCGCAGCUCGUCCGCGGGUUCCUCGCUGGGCUCGUGCUCGCCGCCGCCCGCCUCGAGCCACUCGCCGCCGCCCCCGCGGCCGCCUUGGCUCCACGACUUUCAUGCGGCGGCCGCGCCCCACGUUUUGCAGUUUCUCAAUCUGAGUGCCGCCGGGGGCGGCAUGCUCGGUAGUCAGCCGCUGGCAGCGCUGCACUCUAUGGCAGAGAGGAGUCAUCAGCAUCAGCAGCAACAGCAGCAGCAGCAACAGCAGCAGCAUCAGCAGCAGCAGCAACAACAACAACAACAACAGCAACAGCAACAGCAGUCGCAUCAGCAACAUCAUCCGCCGCAUCAGCAGCAACAGGGCGGCAUUCAAUUGCCGCGUAUCACAGUACCGUUAUCCACUAUCACGCAGGGCCAAUCGUCGCCCACCGGCAGCGGCAAGCACAGCCCGGCGACCUCCAUCACCUCCGUCGGCAGCAACCCCCACGGCAUCGACACGAUACUCUCAAGACCGACGGCAACAGUUCAUCCCCAGACGACGGUACCGCCGUCACACGCGACCCUGCCACCGACCCCGCAUCCCCAGCACAUGGCCGCGCCGCGAUACGCCAUGCACGCCGGCUUUACAGCGUCCUCGGGUAUCGGUCAAUUUCAACAAAGAGCGGAACCACGACACACCGCUGUCUAUUGGCCGGGCCUUCAGGGACUAGUCAGCGAUCCUCUCGCAUGGCGGGCAAGAUUACACACAUUGUCGCAACAGCUGGGCUGUCAGCAAGCGAUGACGGGCACGGGCGGCGGCGCCGGGGAACACGAGGGAGGCAAGAAGAAGCACACGAGGCCCACGUUCAGUGGACAGCAGAUCUUCGCCCUAGAGAAGACCUUCGAGCAGACCAAGUACCUAGCCGGCCCGGAGCGCGCCAAAUUGGCGUACGCCCUCGGGAUGUCGGAAUCUCAAGUCAAGGUGUGGUUCCAGAAUCGGCGGACGAAGUGGCGGAAGAAGCACGCGGCGGAGAUGGCGACGGCGAAGCGGCGGCAGGAGGAGGUCGAGGGCGUCGUCGCCGAGGGUGAGGACGGUUGCAGCGAUGCUGAGGCCGACGGCGGUAGCGGCGGCGGUGGCGGCGGCGGUGGUGGCGGUGGCGGCGGCGGUGGUGGCGGCGAGACCGCCGCGAAGAGGCUGCGAAGGGAGCUCGAACAGCAGUACAGGCAUUGAGAACCGCCGGGGACGGCGGGGGUUGCCCGGGGACACGCGGGGGCGCGAAAAAAGGGAAAAGAGGGACGCGGAGGAGAAGGAUAAGGCGUGGCCCGGGGGCGGCGCGUUCCGGAGGGUUCCUCGCGGCUUGUUCGGAGAACAACGCGCGUGUCGGCUCAGAAAUGAUCGUGGAACGACUGUACGGCGGCGGCAGAAAGAGAAAGAGAGAAACGAAGAAAGAGAAAGAGAGAGGGAGAAAGAGAGACGUUUGUUGCACGAGUGUGUGUGUCCGCGUGUCUUUCUUCGUGAUUUAGCCGGACGCUUAACGCGGCGUCGCGAGUGACGUACGGGAUGUUCGGGAAGUCGCGCGUCUUCUCCGUAUCACGGGAAAGUACGAGGGGACGGUUUUAAAAUUUUAAUAGAGAGCCGAUUGAGAAUUUUGAGGCUCGCCGAGUCGAUUCUUAUUGAGUUACGGGCGUAACGUCGGACGAUCUAUACGAAGGAAAGUAUAGAGAGAGGAUUUACUUUCGAGUUAACUUCCAGGUGAAUUUUUGCCGGAGCGAAAUUUUAAUUAGAGAAGUUUAAUUGUCGUCGCCUAGUCUUUCGUAAGGAGAACUUGAUUUUCCAAGAUUAUAUUAAGGAACUCUGCAACCGCGAGAGGAAGCGCGCGCGAUUUACGGGACGUCCGAUAUGUCUAACGUUUGUACGAAACGAGACGUAAGUGUUUCUCGCGACAAUACCGUGUCAGUAUAGUCGACGACGAUCGUGGCUCUUUGAAGCGAAUCAAUCUUUAUGGUGAUUGCCAUUAAUUUUGACCGUGUCAAACAUUUCGUCCGGUUCUAACGGGCGUUUCGAUUCGCUCUGAAACAUUGCGAAUUGCGAAGCGUUGAUUUUGUUGAUGGCGGAUUUGUCGGUGCUCGAAAACCAGUAAUGGUUUAAGUAAGUAUUAACGAAACGACGAGAGAGAGAGAUCAUUUAAAUCGAAAUUAAGCGCUACAAUGUAUAAAGUGAAAUACCAUUUAUUUAUUUAUUUUUUAUCUCGAUAAAAAAUUUUUUUUAUUAUUAUAAA
Molecule: messenger RNA, 3151 nt
Organism: Temnothorax curvispinosus
Lineage: Eukaryota; Metazoa; Arthropoda; Insecta; Hymenoptera; Formicidae
Gene: HGTX
Product: homeobox protein Nkx-6.1-like
Exons: 4
Coding region: 739-2103 (454 amino acids)
Biological process (GO): regulation of transcription by RNA polymerase II; cell differentiation
Cellular component (GO): nucleus
Molecular function (GO): RNA polymerase II cis-regulatory region sequence-specific DNA binding; DNA-binding transcription factor activity, RNA polymerase II-specific
Source: RefSeq, a predicted model, not a curated record